Messenger RNA from Lepus europaeus (European hare), 8695 nucleotides. RefSeq names its product zinc finger and SCAN domain containing 20 (gene ZSCAN20). The coding region runs from base 155 to 3265 and encodes 1036 amino acids. The record is from RefSeq and is a predicted model, not a curated record. Gene Ontology annotation, cellular component: nucleus. Gene Ontology annotation, biological process: regulation of transcription by RNA polymerase II. Gene Ontology annotation, molecular function: DNA-binding transcription activator activity, RNA polymerase II-specific; RNA polymerase II cis-regulatory region sequence-specific DNA binding. NCBI's taxonomy places the organism in Eukaryota, Metazoa, Chordata, Mammalia, Lagomorpha, Leporidae. The transcript has 8 exons.
CGCGAACUCUGGAGCACUUCCGCCCUGUUGUGAAGUGGGUGUCUCGGUGGAGCCUUGGGGGAGCAGUCCUUGCCUCAGAAACCCCAUGGAGGAUGCACUAUAGAUGCAGGAAGCCGAAGACAGCCCAGCUGAAGUGAGGCAUCCAGGCUAGACCAUGGCUGUGGUCUUGGACUCUUGGGCCCAAGCCUCUUCCCCACCAGAGCCUGAAGACUUCCUGAUUGUAAAACUGGAGGAGGACUCAUGGGGAUCAGAAUCCAAACCCCUGGAGAACCACCAUGACCCUGUCCCUGGGCCCGAGGCCUCCCGCCAGCGUUUCAGGCAAUUUCAGUACAGGGAUGCGGCUGGACCGCACGAGGCCUUCAGCCAGCUCUGGGCUCUCUGCUGUCAUUGGCUGAGGCCAGAGAUCCGCCUCAAAGAGCAGAUCCUGGAGCUGCUGGUGCUGGAGCAGUUCCUGACUAUCCUGCCCAAGGAGGUCCAGACCUGGGUGCAGGCGCGCCACCCCGAGAGUGGCGAGGAAGCAGUAGCCCUGGUGGAGGAUUGGCACCGCGAGGCCCAGGCCGCAGGACAACGGGAAUUGGAACUGUGUGCAAAAGAGGCCAAGUCCUUAAAGGCAGUGGAAGAAUCUCAGUGCUUCCAGCUACAAGCCAUAGAUCACUGGCCUGAGGAACAGCCCCAGAAGCAGUGGGUGAAGGAUCCAUGUUCUGAUCUUCCCAAGCAUCUAGAUGCUAAGGUGGCACCACAGCCCUUGAAAGAGAGUGCUGUCCUCACUCCCCGAGUCCCUGCUCUCCCCAAGAUGGGGAGUGUUGGAGAUUGGGAGGUGGCAGUUGAGUCGCAGGAAGCCCUGGGCCCUGGCAAACCAGAAGAGAAGGAGUUCUGUAAGGACCCCCUGGGAGAUGACUGUGGAGACCAUGUGUGCCUGGGAGUUCCAGUUUCAAAACCAAGUGUCACCUCUCAGCAAGAGCAAGGACCAGAGUUUUGGGGCUUAAGCCCUGUAAAUUCUAGGGAAAGGAAUGCUGCAGAUUAUAGCCCGGAUGAGGAGCAAACAGAAGCAGCCCCAGCAUUGGCCUGGAAGGACUCUAGGGCAUGGGAGGAACAGUACCAGUGGGAUGUGGAGGACACGAAGGUGUCGGGUGUUCACUGGGGCUACGAGGAGACCAAGACCUUCCUGGCAAUUCUCAGUGAGUCUCCUUUCUCUGAGAAGCUCCGCACCUGCCACCAGAACCGCCAGGUGUACCGGGCCAUCGCAGAGCGGCUAAGGGCUCGAGGCUUCCUGCGGACACUGGAGCAGUGUCGCUACAGGGUCAAAAACCUCCUACGGAACUACCGGAAAGCCAAGAGCAGCCAACCCCCAGGGACCUGCCCCUUCUAUGAGGAGCUGGAGGCCUUGAUGAGGUCUCGGAUGACCGUCAGAGCCACAGACAGCCCAGGAGAGGCCAUGGCACUCCCCAGGUUGGGGGACAGUGACGCCGAGUUGGAUGAGCAGGAGGAAGGGGGCUGGGAGCCUGAGGAAACAGCAGAAUGCUGUAACGGUGCCGGCCCGGCCACUGAGGAGUCUACCCAGGGACACAAGAUUUCAGGGGGCCCAAAUCUGCUCCAGAGUCGAAUUGCAGGUGUGCACUGGGGCUACGAGGAGACCAAGACCUUCCUGGCAAUUCUCAGUGAGUCGCCUUUCUCUGAGAAGCUCCGCACCUGCCACCAGAACAGCCAGGUGUACCGGGCCAUCGCAGAGCGGCUGUGUGCGCUGGGCUUCCUGCGGACACUGGAGCAGUGUCGCUACAGAUUCAAAAACCUCCUUCGAAGCUACCGGAAAGCUAAGAGCACCCAUCCCCCAGGGACCUGCGCCUUCUAUGAGGAGCUGGACUCACUGAUGAGGGCUCGGACUUCAGUCAGGGCCCUGGCGACUGUCAGGGAGGCCCCAGGGCUCCCUUGGUCUGGGCAGAGCAGUAUUGAGACCUGGGCUGAGAUGGCAGGCGAAGAUGCCAUCAAGCCUGGAACUCCAGACACAGGCUUUGAGAUGAGGUGUGAGGACGGAGAUCAGCCUUCAGAGCAGGACGCUGUUGAGGAGCUGCCUGGGCACUUAUCAGAAUGGACUCCAGACGCGAUUUGCCAAGCUGGUGACUGGGGGGAAGACAGUGACAAUGAAAACAAUGGCGAAGGGGCGUGGGAAGACCCCCCAGAGGAACAGUGGGAGGAGUGUUCUUCUGAAGAGGACUUAGAAAAACUCAUCGACCAUCAAGGCCUGUACCUUGCAGAGAAACCCUACAAGUGCGACUCCUGCAUGCAGAGCUUCAGCCAGAGCUCCCACUUCCUGGCUCACCAGCAGAUGCACACAGAGGAGAAGGCCUACUCAUGCGGGGAGUGUGGGAAGGGCUUUCGUCACGGCUCCCACUGCAGUACCCAUCAGAGACUCCGCGCUGGAGAGGAGCCCUACAGAUGCCUUGAAUGUGAGAAAAGCUUUAGCGAUCACCCUAGUCUCAUUGCCCAUCAGAAAACGCACAUAGGAGAAAAGCCCUAUAAAUGUGGGGAAUGCUGGGAAAGCUUUAACAAGAGCUCAAACCUUCUGAAACAUCAGAGGAUCCACGGGGGAGGGAACCUGGACCCACGUGGUGAGCCUGGGGAGAACUUGGGCGGAAACCCAUCUUGUAGCCCCCGCCGAAGGAGAGCCGCGGCGGAGGCGGCUCCCGAAGAGCCUCCGCGUGUCAGGAAGAACCUUCGUGCUUCCGGGCUACACGGCGCCAACUCAGGGGAGAAACUCUAUCAGUGUCCGGAAUGCGGAAGAAGCUUCUCCAAGAGUUCUGCCCUCAUCAGUCACCAAAGAAUCCACACAGGUGAGAAGCCCUACGAAUGUGGCGAGUGUGGGAAAAGCUUCAGUAAGAGCUCCACUCUCGCCAACCACCAGCGGACCCACACUGGGGAGAAGCCGUACAAGUGUGCGGACUGCGGCAAGUGCUUCAGCGAGCGCUCCAAGCUCAUCACACACCAGAGAGUGCACACGGGAGAGAAGCCCUACAAGUGCCUCGAGUGUGGGAAGUUCUUCCGCGACCGUUCUAACCUCAUUACCCACCAGCGGAUUCACACGGGAGAGAAGCCCUAUCAGUGUCGUGAGUGUGGGAAAUGCUUCAACCAGAGCUCUAGCCUGAUCAUCCACCAGAGAAUCCACACUGGGGAGAAGCCCUACAAGUGUACGGAGUGCGGCAAAGACUUCAACAACAGCUCUCACUUCAGCGCACACCGCAGAACCCACACAGGGAGGAAGGAGUCCUAGGAGGCCCUCCCCCAGCUCCGAAGGCCGUCAGUGUCUGUUUACGUCUCCCAAGAGCAUAAGACACAUGCUAGAAAGAACGCUUCCUGUUUGUAAGCUUGGUGUAUGCCCAGGGAGGUUCUCUUGGUGUAAUCCAGGUAAUUUGGAAGUGAAUUCAAACACUAAGGAUCCAUAUUUGAAGGCACUUUCCUCAAGUGUCGUUUGUUUUCCUCCUGUAAAAAGCACCACACCACACAAUCCUCAGGCUGUCCUUGUAUUUGCUGUGAGAGCUUUAGCAGUAUUUGAGCCUAACUGCUUAAGUAGAGGAUCAGGGUUAAACAGUGACCCCAGCACUGAGUUAGGCAGGGAUCACCAACUCUUGCUUUGCUGUGAGUGUCCCUGUGCGUACACCCCUCAUCUGCAGUGGCUUUCAUACUGGUGGUUUGCAUUUGGGGCAUGUCCUCCCAGAGAACUUUGAGACCUGCUGGGGAGAAAGGGGCACAGUCUCACCUCGAUGGCUAAGAACAGUCCACCGUGAGCUCGGCAAAGUGUAGGAACAAUCGUGACCCUGUUACAAAACCAUUAAGAACAGUGAAAACAGCCAGUGUUUAUUAAGCAUCUGCUCUUUGGCAGGUUCUGUGCUAAGCACUUUAUAUACAUCAUCUCAUUUAGUCCCCACAGCAGCCCCAGGCUAGCUCCUGAUGUUCUCUCCAUUCCCCAAGGGAGAAAACUGAGGCCAGGGGGAGCUGAGGAACUUGUGAAGGUCACUCAUCUGAGUGGGGGCGCAGCGGGAGUCCGGCAGGCCUAUCUCCAGAGUGACGAGCUGUUUGUGUAGGGCGGGGGACUCGGGUGCCAGGGGCUCCAACGCUUGGUGGAUCACACCUGUUACUCACUGGAUUCUCCUUUGAACAAAUGUGGAGAUCCUCUAACGAUGAAAGACGUGGGCUCUUCAGCACUAGGGAGGUGUGAUGAGCAAAGCUGAGCUCUUACCAAAGCACUUGCGAGUUUCCAUCUUUACGGUGCCAUGGGCGAGAGAUACAGGUGGCCGAGGUUGGGAACACCACGUAGCCCAAGUGAUGGUUCUUGCAGUGGGAUUCUACGUUGGCUGAGCCAAUGGGGCUUAAGAGUUUCCCCUUUCUCAGGGAUCAGUCAUGCUUCUUGUGAGACCAAGGUUAAACUUCCAGAGUCCUGGGGCCUUUCACCACUCCUCACAGCCUGUGCUUUUGCUUCUCUAUGGUGUGAUGGGAGCUCUAUUCCUGACCUCCAUGCCAAGACUGGGGUAGAAGGAGUUGGUGAGUAUUGCUCUCUACUGGCAGAGGACUUUGAACACUGUUCCACGUUCCAGGUUCUGGUACCAUUUUAUCCUGAGUCUGCUUGCCCCAGGUCUGCCCAGUGCUUUCUGCAUAUUGAUCAUUCAGACCUACCUCCCACGUGGACAGGCUAAGUCAGAAAGGCUUUGGGCUCCAGAGGUUCUCCUUGCAAGGAGUUCCAUUGGGUUGUAAAGGAAAAUCGCUCUCCUGACAUCCCCCUGUGACCUUGAGGUGCUCUUCACACCCGGGUUAUUUUAUGGUCUUGGGAAGUCCCUAUUGAAAAUGGAUGACUGGAAGGUUGGGGCUUUGUGUUCACAUAUGAGGAAGUCAGAGGAGAGGCAGGGCACUCCACAGAACGAGGUCACUCCGUAACCCCUUCCUAUGCUUCAGGACCUGCCUUCCCGAGGUCCAGCCCAUCUGGGACCACCAUCUGUCAGCCGCUUCCCAACACACCCUUCCUGGUUCAUGUUAUCUCACGGGCAGGGGCCAUGGGAUAAGUAGCUACAAGGAGGUGGUAGUGAGAGAGGAAGGGUCAGGAACUGCAAGAGUAGGUGAGAUCAGAGAGGAAGGGUCCCUGCAGUGGGCAGGUGCUGUGGUGUGAAAACAUGUGUUCAGGGUGGGGCUCGGGGCCAUGAGAUGAGCACUAUUGAUGUGUAAAAUGGGGGUGGGGUGUAGUGGGAGCUGCCAUUGGAGGAAUUCUUGGGACAGGGUCUUGUAGGACCUUGUGUAUGAGUGGAGCUUGGACUCCAGGCUCAGGCUGACAUGUUCUGGUAUGCAUUGUCAAAAGCCAUCAGCCGGCAGGCGCCGCGGCUCACUUGGCUAAUCCUCUGCCUGCGGCGCCAGCACCCCAGGUUCUAGUCCCAGUUGAGGCGCCGGAUUCUGUCCCAGUUGCUCCUCUUCCAGGCCAGCUCUCUGCUGUGGCCCGGGAAGGCAGUGGAGGAUGGCCCAAGUACUUGGGCCCUGCACCCGCAUGGGAGACCAGGAGAAGGCACCUGGCUCCUGACUUCAGAUCGGCGCAGCGCACCGGCCGUAGCAGCCAUUUUGGGAAGUGAACCAAUGGAAGGGAGACUUUUCUCUCUCUCUCUCUCUCUCUCAGUGUCUAACUCUGCCUGUCCAAAAAAAAAAAAAAAAAAAAAAAAAAAAAAGCCGUCAGCCUAAUGGAACUUACUGUUAGGGUGGCCUGUUGGGAUACUUAGGAAUAUUCCAGUUAGGAGUGAGGAUCUGGCCUGGAGUAGCAACAGUGAAGCCAGAUGCCUUGGGUGACUGGAGAACCUGUGUCACUCAGAACUGUGUGUGUGAGCUGCAGAUAGGGCAGGUGGGCAGGAGGCUGCACAUCUAGUUUGGGCCAUUUGGAAUGUCGGGUGACCAGAGGACAAUUGGUGAUGCUGUGCAUAUGGCUGUCUGGGCCUAAAGUAAGGGGGGAGGAUAGGACUAGAGAAUUUCCUGUGAUACAUGGUAGUUAAACCCAGGAAAGGGGGAUUAUGUUCAACAUCAAAGAAGUCUUGGGCCUGAGACAGAACUUGAUGGGGAGGAAGGUACCCCUCAAAAUAUACUCCCCACACCUACCACAUCCUCCCAACUCAUGCCAUUCUGUGGACACUGCCCCGCUUUCUGCUGACUCCUGAAUUCUCCAUGAGUUUUCUGGAAUGUUCACUGUAGAAGCCAAGCUGAGCUGUGGGUGGAAGUGAGAUGGUAGCCCUCUCCCCCUUGAGUGUCACCCUUCCCCCUGCUCUUGGUGCCAGUCUCAUGCUUUCAGUGAACAGUUUUGGUGUUUGUAUUGUCUACUGCUCCUUUCUCCUAACUCUUAGCCAUAGGGUCAGCAGUGAAGGCAAGGGCAGCGUGGGCCAGGAGGGAAAGCUGAGGCCAGUGGUCCCUCCCUGGCCACCUGACUCUUCCUUUGCAAGGACUCCGUCAGGGAGUGUCAGUGUUCGGGGCCUGAGCCUUCACCUUGCCAGGUCACCCAGGCCUCCUCCAGCAGAUCUGUGCUGCUCCAGCCGGACAUCUCAUGCCACACACCCUGGGCAUUGCUGAUGCGAGUCUGUUUGUGGGAAGUAGAUUCACACUGCAGAAGCAGAGCCCAGUUCCUCAACUCACACAGCCACAAGGUCAGACUCUGGUUCCAGAAGCCAAGGCUGUGCAUGCUGUCCUGGGAGGGUGUUCUGUGUGAGCUGCCACAGGCAGGACCGCCUCCCCAGGUGGCUGCAGCCCCUUCCCUGAUUCUUGUCCACGCCAAAAAGGGCUUUGGCUCCUCUGAAGUGACCCAAAGGGUCCUCCAGGCCUCUUUGACUCCACAGACCCCUCCAGAGGCAGUGGACCCAAAGGUAGGGGCAGAGAAAGCGGCGCAGGGCAGCACUGGAUACCUAGAUUGUUCUUAGGCCUUGGCGUCAUCACUGAACUCAUGCUUUUGACCCCCUCUGCCUUGCCCCUCCCAUGGCCCCUCCCAUAGCCCUUCCAAGGCAGUGUGAAGUAACCGAGGUCCCCCUUGCUGAAAAGUAGGACCCCUGGGUAGCCCCUUUUCCUACCUCUUCUUGUUCUGAGGCCUUUGGGCCACAGAGGAGAGUGGAGGAGGAGAAACAGCUUUGGGCCCGGGCAGCGGAGAGUGUUGAGAUAGUGAGCGCAGUGAUGUCUGGAGUGGAAGGGAGUGUGGUGGGUGGGCUCCCUCUACCCAGGCUGUCUGAGACUCUGUGCACCAGAGUCGGAGCUCCCAUCAUAUUUGCAUUUUUUAAAAGCCAUUAUGUCGAUGCUGAUGCCUUCAGAUUUGUCUCCUGCUCUAGCCUCUUCUCGUGGGAGCCCAGCUGCCAGCGGGCCAGCCCUGCCUGGUGACUCCCAGGCCCCAGAAACCCCAAGUCCACCUGCAGCUGUUGUCGAUCUGUCCGCCCCACCAGCUCGGCACACAGUGCCUCCCAGACAAGCCGCCUUCACAUGCCCGGGAACUUAGAACUUCAGCCCCAUCCUGGGCCCGUCUGCAGCUCCGUCUCCCUCCCAAGGGCAUUGCAGUUGGGCUUCUCGCCUGGGAGGUCUCUGGAUGGAGUCCCUGCUAAAGCAGCAGCUUCUCUUGCCUGCAUCUUGCUUGCUUCCGCCCUUUGGACAUCCCUCAGCCCCUUCCAUGUUAGCAGCAGACGCCAGUCUUAAGCCCCUGCCACAGUCUGCUGUCUACAGGAGGGGAGGGCUGGGCCUGGGCUGGGUGCUUGACUUGGUCCUCCUUUCUUUCGCACAGCUCUGGGCUCUUCCUCUUCAUCUCUUCACCUCCCGGCUUCGACAUUAUCACUCGCACAUCCGCACUGUCAUUCUUUGCCUCUCUGGAUUGCAACAAACCUGGAGUCGCCUCCAGUGCACAUUUGAGCCAGGGCAAAGGCCGGUCCUUUCCUUCAUUGUUAUUCCCCAGCCUCUGUCCCGCCUUUCCCUCUGUUGUGUCUUUUAUCUGGUCCCUGUUGGCAACCCCAGCAGCCCCCUCCCAUGCUGCUUGGAGGAAGAGGCAGGGAGCCCAAGAAGUGCUGGCUCUUCUCAGUGUGUGGUCAGUUCACCCACUUCUGAAAGCUGGGAGCCCCUUUAAGAACCACUUGGUUAAGUCAAGGGCGGUAAAUGGCAGAUUCCAAGUAAAUGAUUUUGCCUAAACACACUGGACACGCAGAUGGGGUGUCACAUAGACAUUGCUUUUCCAGUCAGGGCACGGUUAGUGAUGGUCUUGUGUGUAGAUGAUGCUUCUGAGCCUGUCUGCUCUUACCCGAUCCUUACUCCUAAAGAGGUAUUUAUUUCUGUGCCAUCUGGAGGGUGAGGGCCAGAAGGGAGACUAGGAAAACAAUGGGGCCGGCGCCAUGGCUCAACAGGCUGAUCCUCCACCUGCGGCGCGGCACCCCAGGUUCUAGUCCUGGUUGGGGCGCCGGAUUCUGUCCUGGUUGCCCCUCUUGCAGGCCAGCUCUCUGCUGUGGCCGGGAGUGCAGUGGAGGAUGGCCCAAGUGCUUGGGCCCUGCACCCACAUGGGAGACCAGGAGAAGCACCUGGCUCCUGGCUUCAGAUCAGCUUGGUGCGCCGGUCGCAGCGGCCAUUGGGGGGUGAACCAACGGAAAAGGAAGACCUUUCUCUCUCUCUCUCUCACUGUCCACUCUGCCUGUCAAAAACAAAACAAAAAAAGAAAAAAGAAAAA